UACAAAGGUGGUCUCCGAUAUUUAAAAAUGCGGGACCCACAUAAAAGAUGCUUUGUGAUCGGGCGAUGGAUGGAUUGGGGGCUUAUUUACCAUUCAUCUGCAAUCCAUUUAACGGUAAUCGGUCUCCAGCUGCGGCUCUUUCAACCUGCAAACUAAUCUUGCAGGGAUGGCCUUUGUUACUCCUGGAAGUAUUACAAAUGCUGUGAAAAGGGAGUGACUUCCUCUGUGGGUAUUUCGGCUCUUCCACAUCUUCGAGCUAGGGAGAGAGUUUUUGAUGGUUCGGUGAGAGAACUCACAACAUUGACAUGAAGAUCAAAAAGCCACCAACAAGGAGGGCAUCAAGAUCAUCAACAACAAUUUUCUCGCUUUGUUCCGUGCUUUUGAUCUCAUUAUCAUUGGAAGCCUCUUCAUCUUCAAUUCAAGAUAAUUUUGUCCAAUGCCUUACCAACCAUUCCUAUGCUUCUCAUCCAAUCUCUGAAGUAAUAUACCUUCCAAACAAUGCCUCAUUCAAAUCUGUUCUUCAAUCCAAAGUAAGAAAUCUAAGAUUCAUGACACCUUCAACACCGAAACCGCUUGUCAUCGUAGCCGCCAAGAAUGAAUCCCAUGUCCAACACACAGUUCUUUGUGCCAAAAGUGUUGGCCUAGAGAUCAGAAUCCGAAGUGGAGGGCAUGAUUUUGAAGGAGUUUCCUAUGUAUCCCGUAAACCAUUCAUCGUCCUCGACAUGUUUAAUCUUCGAUCAAUAGACAUCGAUAUAGCAAGUGAGACUGCAUGGGUUCAAUCUGGUGCAACUCUUGGUGAAAUAUAUUAUGGAAUUGCAAACAAAAGCAAAUACCAUGCUUUCCCUGGUGGCGUUUGCCCUACACUUGGUGCGGGUGGACAUUUUACUGGUGGUGGAUAUGGGAAUUUAAUGAGAAAAUUUGGCCUUUCCGUUGACAACAUCAUUGACGCAAAGAUAGUUGAUGCAAAGGGAACAAUUCUUGACAGAGAAUCCAUGGGAGAAGAUCUUUUCUGGGUCAUUAGAGGAGGAGGUGCAUCGAGUUUUGGAGUCAUUCUUUCAUGGAAGAUUAAGCUGGUUAAAAUUCCUUCCACUGUGACAGUUUUCCGAGUAGAGAGGACUUUAGAACAAGGUGCUACCGACAUUGUUUUACAGUGGCAAAAAGUUGCUGAUAAGCUUCAUGAAGAUCUUUUCGUGAGAUUGGUCAUUCAACUCGUAAAUGCAAGCAAAGAAGGUGAUGAAAAAACUAUUAAAGCAAGUUUCAUUGCUUUAUUUCUUGGACAAUCAAAAUCGCUUCUAAACUUGAUAAAGCAGAGCUUCCCUAAACUGGGUUUACAACGAAAAGAUUGCAUCGAAAUGAGUUGGGUCGAAUCAAUUCUUUACUGGGCGGAUUUUCCAAAUGGAACUGCUCCGGAAGUUUUGCUUAUUGAGAAUUCAACCGAAAUAAUAUUCUUCAAACUGAAAUCUGACUACGUGAAAGAAAUUAUUCCGAGAGAUGGUUUGGAAGCAAUAUGGAAGAAAAUGAUUGAAAGCGGAGGAGUACGAAUGCAAUGGAAUCCUUAUGGUGGGAAAAUGAGUGAGAUUUCGGAGUCGGAAACUCCUUUCCCACAUCGGAAAGGUAACGUAUUUAAGAUCCAAUACAGUGUGGGUUGGAGGGAAGAUGGUAGUGAGACCACAACCAACAGGUAUUUGGAUUUGAUAAAAGAAUUUCAUGAAGCCAUGACUCCUUUUGUGUCAAAGGAUCCAAGGGAAGCUUUUCUCAAUUACCGGGACCUUGAUAUUGGAACUAGUUCUACGGGUAAAUACAAGGAAGGAAGAGUUUAUGGGACCAAGUAUUUCAAAGGAAAUUUUGAUCGACUGGUUAAAGUAAAGACAAUGGUUGAUCCUGAUAAUUUCUUUAGAAAUGAACAGAGUAUCCCUACUAGUCCAUAGGAAUAAGUAAGGACAGUAUUGAAAGAUUUGCUUGACCGUCUUUUAGGAAAAAAAGAAAAAAAGAAAAAAAAGAAUUAAAAA
Molecule: messenger RNA, 2009 nt
Organism: Ziziphus jujuba (common jujube)
Lineage: Eukaryota; Viridiplantae; Streptophyta; Magnoliopsida; Rosales; Rhamnaceae
Product: berberine bridge enzyme-like 8
Exons: 4
Coding region: 306-1928 (540 amino acids)
Molecular function (GO): oxidoreductase activity; FAD binding
Source: RefSeq, a predicted model, not a curated record